AUGUGGUUCAUUCAAGAAGACGUAUUCCUCAGUCAUUGUGCUCUACUCUCGGAGUCUCUAGCUAGCUAUGGUAGUCAAUGGGGCUCAAAGUUAUUCCGGGAAUCAGCGAAAGAGAUGAUGCGACAUCCCACCUACAGCACCCAGAAUUCCGAUCCCACCUAUCCCGGACAUCAAUCGGCGAAACCUUCACGCCCACGCCUGCGUCCUGGGCAGCGUCCACAGCGUCCACAGCGUCCAUACCUCCCCCCAAUCCAUCCACACAUCCCUCCAUACAUGCUGACAACGAACGCUUUCGUCAACGCAAACCAGGUCGUGAUUGCAAACGAAACGUCGCUUAGGGAUCUCAUGUCGUUGAAGAUUGCCGAGAAGCAGAUACCAUUGCAUACAAUAGCUCGCCUCCUCAAACCCCCGAAUAGAGUUCCCCAAAACUAUCACAGGCGCUACGCGUAUCAAGAAGACCUGUUUUCCCUCUCCAUCGAUAUCAGUCCUCUGACUUCCAACUCAAUCCUUCCAAACCUACAAACAAACUCUACCCCGCUAACUAUUUACGUCCACCUCUUGGCACACGCCCUAUCGCUCCUCGCCUUCCUAUUGGUCGCUCUAUCUAUUGGUGACACGGGUCACGACCACUUCACUUCCCACAAGAAAAUUCAUGAUAGUGCAGUAUUUCUUCUUCCCUUUAAAAACCACAUCGACAUCUCCGGCCUGCCGAACUAG
Morchella importuna is the source of this 717-nucleotide messenger RNA. RefSeq lists its product as uncharacterized. NCBI's taxonomy places the organism in Eukaryota, Fungi, Ascomycota, Pezizomycetes, Pezizales, Morchellaceae. The record is from RefSeq and is a predicted model, not a curated record. The transcript has 6 exons. The coding region runs from base 1 to 717 and encodes 238 amino acids.